Messenger RNA from Ectocarpus sp. CCAP 1310/34, 464 nucleotides. The record is from the annotation of a GenBank genome assembly. Lineage: Eukaryota; Phaeophyceae; Ectocarpales; Ectocarpaceae.
CUCUGCUAACACCUCUCUUUGUGCACCUGACAGCGAGCUGUGACGCUGCUGUACAUGCAUCUGCUGCUGUGCGUGCGUCGGCCACUCUGUUGGUUAUAUUCUUUCGCAUGCUUCUCCAGUAGCAAAGGCGUUGGCGCGCAUACAUGCGCAGCAGAAUGCAUCAAACUUCUACCGUCGCUUCUUACAGUUUGUGGGAACCGCACUUACACCCCUGACAAACCGACCUGCCCUUCCCACCCCACUAUCGCGACAGAUUUUCACACAGCAGCAGCAACAUGCCGAACACCCAGUUCUCCAGCCACACCGCCCUCUCCGAUGAGGUACUCAACGAGUUCAGGAAGCUUCCUCAGGGCGGCAAGAUCAUGGCCGAGUACAUCUGGAUCGGCGGCACCGGGCAGGACCUCCGCUGCAAGACCCGAACCUUCCCCGCCAAGGAGGGCGGCUACGCCGUGGCCGAUCUGUGA